AUCACAGGCAUAUUUUUUUCCCUUCUCCUGUGUGAUUUUUAAUGCCUUUACCUGAUAAAACUUGCAUCAUUUAUUUUGUCCAUUUUGGUUGGCUGAAUAAAGGUAUAACUGUUUUGUGGAUUUUGGGUGUUCUUGUACUUUGCUAUUUGGCAAACAUGGCUACCGCUCAAUAUGUUUCUAAGAAAUAUAUGCAGCAAGUUAAACUAAUAGGUUUGAAUAUUCAGAAGUGAGGCAACAGGUUGGGGGAAUGUGGGGAUUGCUCCUUUUAAAAAUCAUUUCACCCAAAUGGGGUCCUUCAGACCCCACAUUUCUAGUAUUGCAGUGAGCCAGACAUUGAAAAUCCUGCAUGCCUACAUUUCUGAUGUUUGUUGUGUUCACAUUCCCUUGGUUACUUUCCCUUCCUUUUUGCUUUGGACAUCUAAACUGUAUUUCUAAAUACACAACUGAAGUUUUAAGUGACUGCAAUGUUAGAAUUGUGGAAGUGAAGGAGAAUAUUGUAGGGGCAGAAUUUUUUUUUCUUGGAAGUGGGGGCAAAACCCUCAUUUUGUCUCCCCUGCUACACCCCUGUGUGAGUGGCAUGAUCUGAAGUCAUGUGUAUGCUAAAGCCUGGGUUAUUGUUAGGAAAACCCACGUAAAUAAUAGCUGAAAGGACAGAGCAAUGUGUCUUCUGUGCUCACACUUGGGGAAAUGAGAAGUUUCAGUAAGAUAAGAUAUGAGCAUACUCCCACACAGGAAGAAUGUGCAGGAAAACGGGAAGCAGGUGGCAGUUACUGAUCACAGGAUAAUGGCUGUAUUGUAUGUUUCUGUCUCGCCACCCCACUCCUAACAUAUACGCACAUCUUGUUUUAAGACUUCCCUUGAGACGUAGUUUUAAGUGCAUGGUAUCCCAGUUGAAUUGCAAGAGAAGCAAUCUUUUGUUUCCUGCCCCUCCCCUCCCACACCCAUGACUUGGGUAUGAGAUUUGCUGGAAUCGGCUUUAGUACAUCUUGGAAACAACAGCAUUUAGAAGUUGUGCUUAUACAGGGUUGGAUAUUAUGGUGAUUUAUUAAAAAUUGUUUUCAAGGACUAUUUAAGAAUUCUUAAAGAGUAUUUCAAAUUGUUUUUGAAGUUUUUAAUCUCUGUAUUUUAACUGUUUCAACUAUUAGUUUAUCAGGUGUACCUUGGAACAGAAGAAUAGUCCUUUAAAAAUAUUGUGGCAAAGAGGGAGAACCUUUUCGGUUUUUCUUAGCUCUCUUAAUAAGGACCAUCAAUUGAAUGGUUUUAGAGAGGAAAGUGUCCUGGAUUAAGGGCAUUUACUAAUCAGAGGAAGGCAACUAUGAGCCUCCAGAUGUUUUUCAUCCUACAACUCCCAACAGCCCUAGCCAUCAUGUUAGACUGUGAAAGUUGUAUUUCAAAAAUAUCUGGAUGGACAUAAUUGCACUCACUCCAUUUGAAUCUAUUCCAUGGUAUAAUUGCUGUAAUACCCAGACUGAUUUUCUUCUAAAUGGAGACCCAGUAUUCUGUGGUCCAAGUGAUGGUGUUGACUGUUCCUGUCUUCUCUCCAUUGGAUUUUCCUCUUUCUCUGCUUCAAAGGGUUGUUGUGAGGAUAAAAUGCAUGGGGAUGGGACCUGUAGCUUGCCUUUGACUUCCAUGGGAGGCAGGUAGGCUCUGUGUUCAAAUCAAAAUCAAGAAUUGCUUGGCACUUCUAAUAUUUCAAAUCCAUGACAUAGAUAGCUCAACAACAAAUAAAUCAUUAAACGUCUCCAGGACAUACAUACAAGCCGUCCUUGCUUUUAGGUUUUGCAAGGAAACAAGGAGUCUGGAAUAACUGGAGCAGAGCCAGUAGGCACUGUACAGAAGAACAGUGAGUAGAACUGGCAUUUGAAAGCUGUUUCCCUGAAGCCUUGUGUUCCUGAAGUUGCUUCUUGGAGAUAGACAUCUGUUAUCUGCAGUGUUCAGAUUGACAUUGCUUCCGUUGUCAUUUUUCCUUUCUGCCUUUUACAACAAGGUUUAUCAGGAGAGCCCAGAUGGGUGUUGUCUUUGGAAGACUGUGAGCUUUAUAAAACAAAAGCGAAAAAACAAAACAAAAUUUCACGCUUGGCAGAGAGACUCAGACAGGAAUUAAAACACACACCCAUAUGAAUACUGACCCUUUAAAAUGUGAGCAUCACCUUGUUAUUUGCACAGAGAUGGCAGCAGAUCCUCAGUAGCUUCCAAGGGUUGAUGAGAUUUAAUAUUGUUUUGGAAUGGAGAGGGGAUUUUUAAAGGGACACAAUUUAUUGUGGUUUUCUUCCUCUCCUUUUGUAAUAUCUUGCACUAAAAGAAAAAUUAGAGCAGAGUCUGGCAGGUUGGAAAUGUGAGGUCUUUUUGCCCCCCUCCAAUAAGCAAUCCUCCAGUUGAGCAGUGAAGAAAUGGGAGAUUUCCCCGAAAGUGCAACUUUAAAUCUGUGUAGAGGUGACUGUGCAAUGGAUGGGAGGGCAGGUUCCUUAGUAAUGACCGUGCACCUGCUUGCCAAACCAGGACAUGCUCUACCUUUGCAGCAAGCCCUCAACAAGCUUCAAGAAUGGAUCUGCCUGGACAUGCAUCUCUUCCUUGUCACGGAGCGCACUUCUCCUAUUAAAUAUUAUGAGACUUACCGCCAGAAGAGCACCCGGUUCCCUGGAACAUCUGUUCUGCUCUUUCUGCAUGAGGACUUCGGGGAAGAACGGAUCUUUCAAGUCCAUGACCUGUUCCAGCAUCCACCAUGGCAACGUGUCCACAUUGAGAGUGCUGGCGGGAAGCAAUCUCCCCAUACCCUUGUCCACCAAGACUUCUAUGGGCUGGAUGAGCAUAUGCCUGUGUGGGGACUGAGGCAGGUUCACUACGGCACAGAAAUUGUUCGUGUGACCCUCUACUGUAGCUUUGAUAACUAUGACGAUGCUGUGAGGCUCUAUGAGAUGAUUUUGCAGCAGGAAGCAAUGGUGCAGAAAAGCAGCUUCUGCACCUUCAUCCUCUAUGCAACCCAAAGCAUUGUGGUUCAGCUCUGCUUGAAGCAGCUGCCUGCAGGGAUGUGUGUUGAUUCAAAGGAGUCUUCAGUGUUGCAGUUCCAGGUGCACGAAAUCGGACAGCUGGUUCCUCUUCUCCCAAAUCCCUGUGUGCCGAUAAGCAGCACUAGGUGGCAAACAGAAGACUAUGAAGGAAACAGGAUCCUGCUGCAGGUUCAGGGCAUCUCAAAUCACAAUGGAAGCCAAUGUUGGCAGAAGUCUGCAGAUGAGGAAGCCCUCCCCUGCUAUCAUACCAGUUCAUCCCUGGUGGCUGCCAAGAGAACUGUUGUACCACAGAAAAACCGAACUCCCAGAGCCAUGAAGAAUAAAAAUAAAUCCGCACAGAGUAAAACAUAUACUCCAGGAAGUCAUUGUGGCCUGUCACAGAACACCUUUGGCUCAUCUUCCUGCUUAUACAGCCCAACAGAUUCUUCUCAACAGUACCAAGGUAAUUCCCAAGGAAGGCUAGCUACUAAGUGGAGACAUUCUAGCCACGAACUCUGGUUGUGUCAAAAGGAGGAAGAGAUGAAUGUUGAUACAGGCAACAGAGUGGUAUCACCUGAAUGCAGUGACUCCCCACUAAAUAGGUUUUCAAAGGACUUGGAAGAUAUACUUCUUAAAUCCCAGGCACCAUCCAAUUCAUUUCCAGGAGCUGACUCCAGGAUCAGCCUGCAAUCUGAGGGCAGAAAUGUAUUAUCACAUAUUGCCAAAAAGACUAAAGACUUGUCACAGAGAAUGUCAAGUUUUGGCUUGGGAACAUUAGGUGCAAACCAUGAAAAUAGGGAGGAGGAGGAGGAAGAAUUCUUUAUAUGACUUGAAACACACUUUAUUUUCUAGAUUGAUGUCUAAGUGCCUUAUUUCUGAAAUGACAGAAUGAACAAUCUGUAAGCUGCACAAAGACUCUGUCCUUGUGCAGAUACCCCAGCUGCCUAUACUACCUUUUCUUAUUAGUGUUCUUUAAAAGGAAACUUAAAAGUAGUUUGCAGGAGAACAAAAAUGUUUAUGAACUGACUAGUCUAGUGACUAAUACUAGGUUCAGGAAAGGAGGAGCCAGGAGGGUUGUGAGCUAGAGGAUUAUUGUGCAAUACUUUGAAAGAAGCCAUUCGUGUUAAUGUUCUAUGAGUUUGCUUUUGUUAUUGUGUGCCUUCAAGUAAUUUCCAACUUAAGGCAACCCUAAAGCAACCCUAUCACAGGGGUUUCUUUGCAAGAUUUGUUCAGAGGUGGUUUGUCUUUGCCUUCCUCUGAGGCUGAAAGAUUGUGACUUGCCCAAGGUCACCCAAUGAGUUCUAUGGCUGAGCAGUGAUUUGAACCCUGGUCUCCAGAGCUGUAGUGCAGCACCCAAAUUACUACAUCAUACAGGCUCUCAAACUUACUAAUGGGUUAUUCACACUGUGAAAAUAAUCCAGGAUGAAUCCAGAUUGAAUCUCUGUUGUUCACACUCAUCCCACAUGCACCCAAUUAUGUUUUUUGGAGGGAGGGCUGCCAAAAAAACCCACUUAAUCUGUGAUAAUCAAUAUUGAGGUUUUCCCUGAGUCUUAUAAAAAAGAUCCACAUCAUUGGUAGUGUGAAUAACUGAUGCAAAUAAACCCAGGAUAAAAUAUUCCAUACCCAAAAAAGGGUUCAGAAUACAUUUGCAUUGUAGACUCCAUUUGAAUGCUUGCAUGUGUGAGCAAACAAACUUGCAGAGAUGUUUCCAUAUUGUGAAUAACAAACCCAGAUUCUGUGAGUGAGAUGAUUCUCAACGUCGUGCUAAAAAAAUAAUAAAAAUGUCUGAAUGAUC
This is a messenger RNA of Sceloporus undulatus (fence lizard), 4782 nucleotides long. RefSeq names its product family with sequence similarity 124 member B (gene FAM124B). The record is from RefSeq and is a predicted model, not a curated record. Gene Ontology annotation, cellular component: nucleoplasm. Bases 2391 to 3815 code for a protein of 474 amino acids. Lineage: Eukaryota; Metazoa; Chordata; Lepidosauria; Squamata; Phrynosomatidae. The transcript has 3 exons.